AUGUCUUCUUCAGACCAGCAAUUUAAAGUAGUUGUUGUAGUGGGUGGUGGUUUAGCGGGUCUUUCUGCAGCUAUUGAAGCACAUCAUCAAGGCAAUACUAAAGUUAUUCUGGUCGAAAAAGAAAAAAAUAUUGGUGGUAAUUCAAUGAAGGCUACUUCGGGCAUUAAUGCCAUUGAGUCCACAACAAAUGACUCCCGUGAAGCAUUUAUUCAAGAUACUCUCAUGUCGGGUGCUGGUAUCUCUCAGCAAGACCUUGUUAGUAAACUCGUAGAUGAAAGCCAAGAUGCUUUAAAAUGGUUAGUAGAACAAAGUUUGGAUGCCAAUGGACAGCCCACGCUUGACUUAUCAGUCGUUUCACGUUGCGGAGGUCACUCGCAUGGUCGCACACAUCGUUGCCCUCCUCUUAAUGGGCGUCCUGUUCCUGUUGGCUGGAAACUAGUCGACACACUAAAGAAGAAGUUUCUUUCUUUAGAAAACCAUAUUGAAGUCUUGACACAGACUCGUGUGUCACAAUUGUUGAUGGACAACCAAUCUGUAUUUGGUGUACAAGUCAUAAAUGAAGAAGGGAAGAAGGAGACCAUCAAGGCAGAUGCUAUUGUGUUGACAAGCGGUGGAUUUGGUGGACAAACAGGAGAACGUUUGCCAGAUGGAAACCAGACUUUGUUGAGCGAAUUUGCGCCUCAGUUGAUCAAGACGGCUACCACAAAUGGACCUUGGGCUAGCGGAGAUGGUGUUCGCAUUGGUUUAAGUGUAGGCGCUGGCAUGAGAGAUAUGGAUCAAGUACAAGUUCAUCCUACAGGUUUUAUUGAUCCUAAUGACCCUACUGCAUCUACAAAGUUCUUAGCUCCUGAAGCGCUUCGAGCUUACGGCGGCGUCUUGUUGAAUGGAGAUGGUAAGCGAUUUACGGAUGAAUUGACUUUACGUGAUAGAGUCACAGCUGCUAUUUAUCACCAGAGCAGUACAAUUUAUCAUAAGAAGAAUAGUUGGAUGAGCAAGGUUAUACCCAAAAAGGACAAUGAACGUUAUGCAGCUGCUUAUAUGAUCUUGACAGAUGAGGCUGUGGAUAAUUUCGGUGCAAGUACAUUGGGCUUUUAUGCUUCUAAAGGCUUUUUCAAACAAGUGGAAGGCACAAGACAGUUAGCCGAGCUAGUAGAUGUCGAUGAAGUAGAAUUAAUAUCUGAAUUCAAGACAUACGACGAAUAUGUGGGUCAAGAAAAGCAAGACAUAACUGGAAAGACUGUCUUUCCUUGUCCUUUAUUGAAUGCCAAAACAUACUGGGUGGCUCUUAUAACACCUGCUGUUCAUUACACUAUGGGAGGAUUGAUGAUCAAUACAGAUGCAGCUAUCUUAAAACAAGAUGAAAGAACUCUCAUUCCUGGUCUUUAUGGUGCAGGAGAAGUGACAGGUGGUGUCCAUGGCCAUAAUAGACUUGCUGGCAACUCUCUUUUGGAGUGUGUUGUGUUUGGUAGAACAGCAGGACGUAAUGCAGCAUUGUAUGCUCAACAAGAUUAGUUUUUAUUUACUGACAAAUCUGAAUGUAAAUGUUCAAAUGCAUCAGGAUCAGUAAAGAACAACGAAAACAG
Molecule: messenger RNA, 1583 nt
Organism: Gilbertella persicaria
Lineage: Eukaryota; Fungi; Mucoromycota; Mucoromycetes; Mucorales; Choanephoraceae
Product: FAD binding domain-containing protein
Exons: 3
Coding region: 1-1512 (503 amino acids)
Molecular function (GO): FMN binding; oxidoreductase activity
Source: RefSeq, a predicted model, not a curated record